Molecule: messenger RNA, 1383 nt
Organism: Arabis nemorensis
Lineage: Eukaryota; Viridiplantae; Streptophyta; Magnoliopsida; Brassicales; Brassicaceae
Source: the annotation of a GenBank genome assembly
AUGUAUUCUCUGAUUCUCCAUGGAAGAAGGUUGAUCGGUUUGCAGAAAUGGCGUCAUUUGAGUGUUUCAGUGAACCCUUUGCAAAAUGCGUCUCCUUUUUUCAGUUCCUUCUCCUCUGCUAGUGCUGCAGAUGUAAGCCCUAAAGAUGGUCAAAAAGACAAGACUUUUACUGUCUCUUACCUCGUUGGUUCUCUUGGUUUAGCUGCAAAACCGGCUGAAUCGAUCUUGAGGAAAGUCAGUUUAGGUGACAAGGGCAAUCCUGAUUCUGUUUUGAGUCUUCUUAGGAGUCAUGGAUUCACAGAUUCUCAGAUCUCCAACAUCAUUACUGAUUAUCCACUAUUGCUUAUAGCAGAUGCUGAGAAAUCCAUUGGUCCCAAGCUUCAGUUUUUGCAGUCUAGAGGAGCUUCAACCUCUGAGCUCACUCAGAUUGUUUCUACAGUUCCGAAGAUCUUAGGAAAGAGAGGGCACAAAUCUAUCAGCUUCUACUAUGAUUUUGUCAAAGAGAUUAUAGAAGCAGAUAAGAGUUCCAACUAUGAGAAAUUAUGUCAUUCUUUGGCACAUGGUAACAAGGAGAAUAAAGUCAGAAAUAUAUCGGUUUUGAGAGAAUUAGGCGUGGCUCAGCGUUUAUUAUUCCCAUUGCUCAUCUCUGAUAGCCAACCUGUCCAUGGAAAAGAAAGGUUUGAAGAAUCCCUCAAGAAAGUUGUUGACAUGGGUUUUGAUCCAACAACCUCAAAGUUUGUUGAAGCUCUGCGCGUUUUUUACAAUUUAAACGACAAAACAAUAGAAGAAAAAAUCAAUGUCUACAAAAAGUUAGGCUUCGGUGUUAAUGACGUAUGGGCAAUUUUUAAGAAGUGGCCUUUUUUUCUGUCAUACUCAGAGAAGAAGAUAACUCAGACGUUUGAAACCUUGAAGAGGUGUGGUCUGCUCGAAUACGAGAUCCUGUCAGUGUUGAAGAAGCAUCCGAAGUGCAUUUGUUCUUCAGAGCAGAAGAUAGUGAACUCCGUUGAAACAUUUAUAGGCCUAGGGUUCACUAGAGAGGAUUUUGCGAUGAUGGUCAAGCGCUAUCCUCAGUGCAUUGACUAUACUGCAGAGACUUUGAAGAAGAAGACUGAGUUUAUUGUGAAGAAGAUGAAUUGGCCGCUAGAAUCCUUGGUUCUUAUCCCUCAGGUAUUUGGAUACAGCCUGGAGAAGAGGACUGUCCCGAGGUGCAACGUAAUCAAAACUCUCAUGUCAAAAGGACUGAUGGGAGACAGAAGUGAAAUGCCUCCAAUGUCCUCUGUUUUGACAAGUACCGAUCAGUCGUUUUUAAGCAGGUAUGUCAUGAAGCAUGACAAGCUGGUACCUGAGUUGAUGGCUAUCUUCACUGGAAAUCGUGUUUCAUAG